UUCGAACAGCAGAUCGUCUGUUGGUGGAUUUGGCGAACAAGCAUCGGCAUCGAGAGGUUUCUCCGGAAUAAAGAUCUUUCGAGGAAGCUUCGAACACAACCCUUCGCGAAUACGUGACGUUCGUGAGUUGAAAGAUAAUUGUUCCGCUUUAAGCGAAAAUCAUCAUUUUAGUGAUAUUGUUUUUUAUAAUAGUGUCAAAAAAUUGAUAGACAGUUGCAGUGGUAGUGACAGUGGGAUCCGUGAUAGUUCGAUUGAUAUUGGAGCUGUUGAUGAGUUUUAGUGAUUUGUUAGGAUGAGAAUAAGACGGUCAUGUUGGGUGUUGCUGACAGUCGUGCUACUGUCCCCGAUCUAUGCCGAGAAAAAUGCUGACAAUAUCGACAUCAAGGAUGACGAGAAAGCUCAGGAGAAGAUAUCGACGAUACUGAAGCUGGUCGACGAGAACGGCAAAAACAGAACAAGCAAAGUACGAGAAGUAGUGGCAUCCGCGAUGAAGAUACCAGAAAAGCGCGAACAAAUUGGCGAAGUAAUACCGAUAAUGCGUAGCAUGUCUUCGCCGCAAAAAUUGGCAAUGGCGACGAUAAUUUCCACGAAAAUAUCCAAUAACGACACGAGGUUUCCGCCACUCGAGGAGGCACGAUCCCUCCUAGGCGAUGGAAAUCGACGAGAAAACGCGAGCAGAGAACUGAUGCUACCGAUCAGCAUGGAUAUAGCGAAGAUCAUAUCCGACGAUUCGGAUUCUGACGAGAGCAACGAGGAGGAAGAGGACGAGAUGCCCGAAGCUUUACCGGAGGCUCAAGAAUUGCGCUUAAUAAGACCGCAAGAGCGACGACGACCCGUGUACAUUACACCAUUGCGGCCAGCGAGACCGAACAGAAGGAACGUUUACGCAGGUCAACCAAGGCCGCCCAUCAUACGGCCGUCUAAACGUCCGAACGAUCCGAAGAGAAGGCCCACGGAAAACGAAUGCACUUUCUUCACGAAGACGGUGUGUCUCGAGGCGAACGAUUAUCCGCACGAGGCGAUUAUGAGGAGUUUGAGAUCUAAUAAAGAAAUGGUAGCGGCAUUGUUGACCGACUAUAAGGCGCAAGAAUACGGAAGCGCGGAGGAAAAAUUACCGAGUCCUUUAUCUUUGGAGAAUAAAUACGAGAAUAGAUACGAGAGCAAUGAGAUUAAAAGAAGAUCCGACAAUCCCUUUGACAACGUGGAGGAGGGUUUCACCUGCCCGUCGACUGUCAAAUAUGCUCGCCCCCAAUUGGCGAGAGCUGCUUCCGGAGUCUGGAAGUAUAUAAUAAAUACAGGCGAACACACCCAGACGAUACGACUGGAAAAGUGCUCUAAUCCACAUUCGAGUUGCUCGUUCAUCUCCGAAAACUACCGGUCUUCCUGCGUACAAAUUUACAACUAUCACAGAUUAUUGACUUGGGAUCAGAAAUUAGGAUUGCACAUGGAUAUAUUCAAAGUUCCGACUUGCUGCAGCUGCCACGUACACGGCUACUCUGAGAUCUUUCCGCCGCAUCAGACGGAUCCUCCAACAAACACCAAGGAGAUGUUCCCGGGUGCGGACUUCGUGACGGUUAACGAUCCCAAGGACGAUUUUCAGAACAAUCUUAAUCACAUCACUAAAUAUACUUCCACCUCUAAUUACGACUCCAAUCACGUCUCCAGCAAUAAGAAGCCGGUGCUAGAGGUGAGCGUGACGAGCAGACCCACCUUCACUAUUCCGAACAGAAACAGAUCGAAAAAACCAGCGUCGAUCCCGAGGCCAUACGAUAAAUUACCGCAGCAGCACGCGCCCAACACGCGAGCACCGGGUUACAAAGGUCCGCUGACUAAGAUCAGACCCAAUCGACCCAAUAGGCCGCCUUUCAGGCGAGAGUCCACCUCUCACGAAGAUUACACGGAAUCUUCCCGUAACAGUUCGGCUAUCAACCGAUACAGUCAACCGUACGAUCAGGACGUAGAUGCCACGUCGAGGUUGCAGAACGGAGGCUUCGACGAAGAAUAUCACGAGCCGCAUAGGAGAAUCAAUUAUAAUUAUCACCCUAUCAUAGACUUUUUUAAGCCGGAAGCUUCCAUGCUGCAAUCCGCGGAGCCGCAACUCACCGUCCAGCCAGCGACAAUUCAUAGCGACAAUAGCGCGUGGAAGCCGAUGAUAUCUUAGAUCCUAGCGUUCUUCCUUCGGAGUACCUGACAUCCUACUUUAAUGAAGAUUCCAAAUCACGUAUUUCGCGACGUUCGUGUUUCUUACGUUAAUCUCUACGCGAUCGUGAGAGAGUAUUAUUUGUUAGAGGAAUAUAUUAUGCUCUCUGAAAUAUGGGAUAUCCAUAGGUAUAACUAUUGUAUGUACCUUUGAGAUUAUUCUGAAUUUAGAAAAUUUAAAUCAAUAAGAGAAAUAUAAAAAAGUUUGAAACACAGUUAGAUAAAUAUUUAAAGUAUAAAAUGUCGCGUAAAAAAUUUUGACUAUAAACAGACUUUAUUUUAUAGGGUACUUAGUAUACAAAUUUAAAUAGAUAUUGUAUCUUUAAUUAGUUUCUUUUUAUCGUUAAAUCGUUUAAUAGGCAAUGAUAAAUUUUUACGACGUAUCUUCGCGAACGAUUCCUUAUAUAGUAAGAAAAAAAAAAAGAAUUAGAGUAAAGGACGUGUUAUGUUCGUAAAUUUUUGAUUGGUGGAAUAUAAUGGCCACAAUGGUCAGAUGCAAUGAAAAAAAUUUUUUUUCCUUGAACAAAUUCGUUUCGACCUGAUAUUUAUUAGUCGUUAUUUCUACGAAUUAUUUAUAAAUUAUAUUUAAGGUUUAUGAUGUUCGUUUUUUUUUUUAUAUCACCAAUA
Molecule: messenger RNA, 2826 nt
Organism: Cataglyphis hispanica
Lineage: Eukaryota; Metazoa; Arthropoda; Insecta; Hymenoptera; Formicidae
Gene: NT1
Exons: 10
Coding region: 293-2161 (622 amino acids)
Biological process (GO): regulation of Toll signaling pathway; innate immune response; central nervous system formation
Cellular component (GO): extracellular region
Molecular function (GO): growth factor activity; Toll binding
Source: RefSeq, a predicted model, not a curated record